GCCCGCAUCCCUGCCUGCCCAGCGCGCCGCCGCUCUCCGGGAGUUUCGGGGCACUAGGGUCCCCCUGUCUGGUCCUGCAUCACCUUCUCCCGACCAGAGCACUCGCCAUGACCCAGGUUCUCAAAGGCACCGUGACUGACUUCCUGGGAUUUGAUGAGCGGGCUGAUGCAGAAGCUCUGCGGAAGGCCAUGAAAGGCCUGGGCACGGAUGAGGAGAGCAUCCUGACUCUGCUGACAUCCCGAAGUAAUGCUCAGCGCCAGGAAAUUGCUGUGGCUUUUAAAACUCUGUUUGGCAGGGACCUUCUGGACGACCUGAAAUCAGAAUUGACUGGAAAAUUUGAGAAAUUAAUCGUGGCUCUGAUGAAACCCUCUCGGCUUUAUGAUGCCUAUGAACUGAAGCACGCUCUUAAGGGAGCUGGGACAAAUGAAAAAGUACUGACAGAAAUCAUUGCUUCAAGAACACCUGCAGAACUGAGAGCCAUAAAACAAGUUUAUGAAGAAGAAUAUGGCUCAAACCUGGAAGAUGACGUGGUGGGGGAUACUUCAGGGUUCUACCAGAGGAUGUUGGUGGUGCUCCUUCAGGCUAACAGAGACCCUGAUGGUAGAAUUGAUGAAGCGCAGGUCGAACAAGAUGCUCAGGCUUUGUUUCGGGCUGGAGAACUUAAAUGGGGGACAGAUGAAGAAAAGUUCAUCACUAUCUUUGGAACACGUAGUGUGUCUCAUUUGAGAAGGGUGUUUGACAAAUACAUGACUAUAUCAGGAUUUCAAAUUGAAGAAACCAUUGACCGAGAGACUUCUGGUAAUUUGGAGCAACUACUCCUUGCUGUCGUGAAAUCUAUUCGAAGUAUACCUGCCUACCUUGCAGAAACCCUCUACUAUGCUAUGAAGGGAGCUGGGACAGAUGAUCAUACCGUCAUCAGAAUUGUGGUCUCCAGGAGUGAGAUCGACCUGUUUAACAUUAGGAAGGAGUUUAGGAAGAAUUUUGCCACCUCUCUUUAUUCCAUGAUUAAGAGUGACACAUCUGGGGACUAUAAGAAAGCGCUCCUGCUGCUCUGUGGAGGAGAAGAUGACUGAUGUACCUACCGCCUGGAGAGGGAUCCCUGCACUUGCCUGCCACCACCGCCACUGCCCUCCUUCAGCAGAUCUCGCUACACUUUUUGUAUGCCAGUGCUUGACACGUUGCCUUAUUCAUACUAGCAUGCUAAUGACCAAAACGUAUGUGUUACAGAAGAAAAGAGCAGUGCUUCUUUCUGAUUUUCAAUUAAGAUCUUUCUCUUUGACUGUUGUAGUACUGAAGUGUACUUACGUUAGUAAGACUAAAGUCUGGUCAUUUAUAUUUUCUUUUAAGAGGUCAGACUGCUUUUAGCCUUUUUAAAAAACUUCGUUUAUAUUAAAUUGAUAACCGUAUUACCUUAAUCGGAACCUUAGCCUUAAAAUUGUGAACUGGAAGUGUUACAAAUCAAGUUUGCUACUAAAUUAAACCUGAAAAAUUAUGGUGGUUGCAUUCAAAAGAUUAAUGAAGAAUAAACAUUUCCUUCCCCCUAAA
Messenger RNA from Ceratotherium simum simum (southern white rhinoceros), 1545 nucleotides. Lineage: Eukaryota; Metazoa; Chordata; Mammalia; Perissodactyla; Rhinocerotidae. The record is from RefSeq and is a predicted model, not a curated record.